GCUUACCGGGUCGCUCUCUCCUCUCUCUCAGUACCCAGUUUCAUACCAGCUACUAUUUGGUCAAGUCUGGAUCGUUUGUCACCCUAAGCACAAAUCAGAUUCAACUCACAGAAGCACAGAGUACAGCUGGGCUCCAAAGAGGAUUGGACAUCUGUGGUACUUGACAUUCAAGCCUUUGGCGAGAUGUCAGCAUUUCAUGGAGCACUUUAAAUGUUUUGGUUUGAGAGCUAAUGCAGCAUUUCCCACUGGUCAACACCAGCAGUCCAGGCAGAAAGCAAAGUAGAUUUCCCUCAACAUCAGAUGUUACACUCAGUGGCUGAUCCAAUCUUGCCUUCAGAGACCAUAAAAGACUGGAUAAAUUGGAUCAUUAGCGAAGAAGCACCUUGGCCACUUCAAGAUGACAAGCACUCACUGGGCUAAAUUACUUCAUUGAAAGGAAACCUCAUAUUAGACAAAAAUUUUAAAACGUCUCACCUUCAGAAGUUACCAAACGAUGAAUGCCACCACUGCCACACCUGCAGAGGGGUCCUGCCCCCGGAACACCCUCAUAAUCCAGCAAGUCAUCCCCGUGCUGUACUUCGUGGUCUUCGUGGCCGGGAUCCUGCUCAACGGCGUGUCCGGGUGGAUAUUCUUCUACGUGCCCAGCUCCAAGAGUUUCAUCGUCUAUCUCAAAAACAUUGUCGUCAGUGACUUCCUGAUGAGCCUGACUUUUCCUUUCAAGAUCCUGGGAGACUCGGGCCUCGGCCCCUGGCAGCUGAACGUGUUUGUGUGCAGGGUCUCGGCCGUGCUCUUCUAUGUCAACAUGUAUGUCAGCAUAAUGUUCUUUGGGCUCGUCGGCUUUGACAGAUAUUAUAAAAUCGUGAAGCCUCUUUUGACUUCGUUCAUCCAGUCCGUGAACUACAGCAAAGUCCUGUCGGUGCUGGUGUGGAGCCUCACGCUGCUGCUUGCCAUUCCCAACAUGAUCCUGACCAACCGGAGCGCCAGGAAGGCCACACGCGUUAAAUGCAUGGACCUUAAGAAUGAACUGGGCCUCAAGUGGCACAAAGCCUCCAACUACAUCUUUGUAGCCAUCUUCUGGAUUGUGUUUCUUUCCUUAGUCAUUUUCUACACUGCUAUCACGAGGAAAAUCUUUAAGUCCCACCUUAAGUCCAGAAAGAAUUCCAUCUCGGUCAAGAGGAAAUCUAGCCGCAAUAUAUUCAGCAUCAUGUUCGUGUUUUUUGUCUGUUUUGUACCUUACCAUGUUGCCAGAAUCCCCUACACUCGGAGCCAAACAGAAACCCAUUACAGCUGCCAGUCAAAAGAAAUCCUGUUCUAUGUGAAAGAAUUCUCUCUGCUAUUGUCAGCUGUAAACGUAUGCCUGGACCCCAUUAUUUAUUUCUUUCUAUGCCAGCCAUUUAGAGGAAUGUUAUGUAAGAAAUUGCAUAUCCCAUUAAGAGCUCAGCGUGACUCAGAAACUUCCAAACCCAAAAGGGGAAAUAUAACACAAGAAAGCACAGAUACUUUGUGAAUUCCCACCUCCUUUCAAAUAAAGUCUGUGCAUGCAUAUUGUAAUCUUCAAUUACAUAAUAAAGAAAAAUGAAUAAGAAGCAUGUCCACGAUAAUAAGUAUCAUCUCUAGGCAUUACUAUUCAAUUUAGUACAAUAAUAAAACUAAAAUGUAAGUUUCCAUGCUUGUUUUUGUACCAUCAAAGAAAAAAUAAUACAUUAUUUAAUCUUAUCCCAUCAAAAUAGAAGGUUUAAAUUUUUAAUCAAUAGUCUGGUCAGUUAAUAUAGCACUUUAAAUAGCAAUAAGGAAAACAGGAAGCAAUCAAGACAAUUCACAGGGGCAUCUUCCUUCUUCUAAACACAAGAAUUAAGUUGGCAUAUCAUGCAAUUUUUUUCAACAGGGUCAUUAAAGACCAACUGAAAAGCAGGCACAGUCUGAUAAAGGAUUAGAGGCCUGUUUGUAGUGAAAAAGUCAAGUCUUCUCUGAUUUGAAGAAGCAGGAUAAGCAGACACCCAAAAAAUUACUUAAGAAAUCCCCCACUGAUUUAUUUCAUGGCAUUUCAAAGGAAAGCAGAUAUAAACUCUGUACAUCGCAGCAAAAAAUGUAAUUUUUCUCUGAUAGCAUUUUGAGGAUGAUAUAAGAUACAUCUUAAAUAUGUUUUAUAUGAAGAUUAGUUAAGCCACUUAAUGAGCCUAGUGUUCUGGUGUUAGAAUAUGUUUAAGUAAACUCUACAGAGGGAAUCUAGAUAGUGGCAUAAGUUGCCAGAAACUUCCCCUGUUCAACGGUAUGGGAAAAAAAUCUAGGAUGUCUGGGAAAAGACAUAUGCACACAAAUACCCCCAGCUGGCAACACACUUUAUUCCCUAGGAGCAGAGAAAAGCAGUUUUCUUAGAAAGCAACUGGACUUGAUAAAAAGAAAAUCUAAAAUUUACAAUAAUGAGUGAGAAAUUACACAUAAAAUGAAAAUUUACACAUCAUAUUUUCUGAAAAACAAAUUUCAUAUGUGCAGAUACGGGAUAUGGUUGCUGGCUUGUGAGUUAUCAAAGCUCAGUUCUUUCUCUGCUAUUAACUGGCUGGAAGACAUUUAGCCUAUCUUUCAAAUACUCUUGUCAAACAUUUUUGUAAGUCAUGUUUUCAUAUAUAU
This is a messenger RNA of Balaenoptera ricei (Rice's whale), 2628 nucleotides long. RefSeq names its product purinergic receptor P2Y14 (gene P2RY14). Gene Ontology annotation, cellular component: membrane. The transcript is spliced from 3 exons. Lineage: Eukaryota; Metazoa; Chordata; Mammalia; Artiodactyla; Balaenopteridae. Gene Ontology annotation, biological process: G protein-coupled receptor signaling pathway. Bases 494 to 1507 code for a protein of 337 amino acids. Gene Ontology annotation, molecular function: G protein-coupled purinergic nucleotide receptor activity. The record is from RefSeq and is a predicted model, not a curated record.